Emiliania huxleyi CCMP1516 is the source of this 3318-nucleotide messenger RNA. RefSeq lists its product as hypothetical. The record is from RefSeq and is a predicted model, not a curated record. NCBI's taxonomy places the organism in Eukaryota, Haptophyta, Isochrysidales, Noelaerhabdaceae. The coding region runs from base 1 to 3318 and encodes 1105 amino acids. The transcript is spliced from 13 exons.
AUGCUCGCUCUCGCCAUUACGACGCGCUCGCACCACGCCGCUCACGUGCCCGCGGGGCGUGGAGAAGCAAUCGUCACGCGCAACCUCACCGGCAUAUUUGCCACCGACGUGCUGGCGCCCGCACCGCGCGGGCUCAAGAAGCCCGCCGAUCUCCGCGAGGACCUCCUCGUCUGGGAAACCUCCAUCCUUCUGGGCCCGAUUUAUUCCUGCGACUAUCACUUUCCCUCGGUCGGCCAGCACGGAGAGCCGGCGGCGGAAAAAACCGCCGGCAGCGAGCCGCCGGCCGACUCACCGCGCAUCGAGAACCAGGCAACGCGUAGGGCGACCAACACUGAGCCCGACCGCCGCGCCUCCGUGACGUUCCUCUUUUCUUGCGCGUUCAUGCUGGCUGCGCUGAGCCUCGCGGCGUGCCGCGGGCCGCUGCGUGGGCGGAAGGAGAAGAAGAGCAUGCAUGGCCGCACCCGCGCAGCUGGCGCUGCCGAGCAGCUCCGCUCCCUGAUCGAGGAGGCUACUGCCGACUUAUCCGUCUACCUGGCGCCGGGUGACGUCGAGAUCAUCGGCUCGACCGUUACGGACUGCUCCGCUGCCUAUUACGGCGGCGUCGUCUACGCGUGGAACAGCGGUGCGGUCUCGAUAAUUGACUCGACCGUGACGAGCUGCUCGGCUGGCCAGUACGGCGGCGUCGUCUACGCGUAUAUCAACAGCGGUGCGGUCUCGAUAACCAACUCGACCGUGUCGAGCUGCUGGGCUGGCGGGCUCGGCGGCGUCGUCUCUUCGCUUGAUAGCGGUGCGGUCUCGAUAACCGACUCCACCGUGAGGAAUUGCUCGGCUGUCGUGUACGGCGGCGUCGUCUACGCGGAGGACAGCGGUGCGGUCUCGAUAAUUGCAAUAAUCAACUCCGCCGUGACGGGUUGCUCGGCUGGCCAGUGGGGCGGCGUCGUCUACGCGCAAGGGAACAAGUUCCUCUCUAUUGCGGGUGUCACUUUCAUUGACAAUUCGGCGUCCAUCGCAUCGGUGCUGUUCCUGUCAGACAUCGACCACCGCUCCUCGAUCAGCAACGCCUCCUUUACCAGCAAGAUCGCCGACAACGGUAUUACGAUACAGACUUUGAACUCGGAGAUCGACUGGGUCGGCCUCACGCCAAAGCUCAAGAUCCUCCUCAGCUUCUACCAGGUCUGCAUUGUGCUCCCCACCACCUACUCGGCGCGGCUGCCGGAGAAGUACACGGACUGGACCAACGCACUCUCCGACGUCAUCUCCGUCGACUGGUCCGACUUAAUCCUUCCGGCCCAGUGCAUGCCGUACGCCAGUCGGCUCGUCGUCUUCGCUACCUCUCCCAUCGGCCUCAUCGUGCUGCUGCUGCUGGCGGGCGUCGGAUUGCGGCUCUGGCGCAGGCGUGCUGCGAGAGGCGGCGCGGACAUCGGUGAGGGCGAAGCAUCGGCGUCGGCUAUGCGUAUAGACGAAUCGCGGGUCUCUGCAUCGGCGAGAUCUUGGCUUGCGGAGGCAGUCCUCGGCCUUCUUGAUCUCACGCCCGCCUGUUUGGUGCUCAUCUUCUUCUUCGUGCCUUCUGUCAGCGUCUCCAUCUUCCGCUCCUGGUCGUGCCAUGCCUACACCAUCUCUCCGCCGAACGAGCGCCUGGAGCAGGUCUCCUACAUGCGGCAGGACGCGAGCGUCGAGUGCGGCACAGACGAUCACGGGCCCAUCAAGAAUCUCGCCAUCGGCUUCGUCGUCGUCUGGCCGGUCGGCUCGCUAGUCCUCUACUCGGCCCUCCUUCUCGCCUGCCACAAGCCGUUGCAGGCCAAGACGCCGAAUGCUCUGACACGGGCGACCGCCUUCCUCCACCAGGAGUACGAGCUGACCUACUUCUGGUGGGAGGCGCUCGAGCUGGCCCGCAAGCUCGUGCUGACCGGCUUCGUGCUGCUGAUACCGGAGGAGGAAGGGUUUCGCCGCCUCAUGGUGGCGACGGUCAUCUGCUGCUUCUACGCCGUCGUGCUCGCCGUCGUGCGGCCGUACAAGAGGGUGGAGGACGACUGCCUUGCUGUCGCCACGAGCCUUGUGCUCCUCCUCUUCUUCCUCGUCGCCAAUUGGACCACUAUUUUCCUUGCCAUCAAGGAGCGCUCCGGGAUCGAUGACGCCGAUGCAGUCCUCGGGAUCGACAAGCUGGAUGGGGUCGUAAAUGGGAUGAUCGUCCUCGUGGCCUUUGCGCUCUUGAUCUUCCUCGUCGGUGCCAUCGUCGCCGCCCGCCGCGUCGCCAUGGUCCCCACGAUUCGGCUCGUGUCGGACAGGCAGCAACCUGAGCUGACGCUGGCGCGAGGCCACACAUGGCACCUCUUCAACAGCCACAUAUGGUCAACUGGGCAAGACGCCGCCGCUGUCAUCAAGAAGCAGCUGCAGCUGCUGAUUCCGGACAUCAAGAUCUUCCUCGACGUGGACGAUCUCAAGAGCAUCGGGGCGCUCGAGGAGUACAUCAGCCGCUCUCAGGUGGUCCUCUUCUUCCUCUCGCUUGGCUACUUCGGGAGCAAGAACUGCGAGCGGGAGGUGCGCGCGUCGCUCGACCGGCAGAAGCCGCUCGUCCUCGUGCAAGAGGCGGACCCGAAGAAGGGAGGGACGCUCGAGGCGCCGCCGAGUAGCCGCCAAGCCCCCGCCCACCCCGCUUCUGACCUGCGAGCGGCCAUCUUCGACAAAGGCUGGCCGAUGACGACGUGGCACCGCAUCGAGGCAUUUCAGCGCGCGCUGCUUCUCUGCUCGCCUAACUACGAGGCACUGAGCAAGGAGCAGAUGCGGCUCUACGUGCCUGGCGAGGUGCAGCGCGAGGCGCUCGCCUUCCCCAAGCCGGUGGUGCUCUGGGCUUCGCCGGCCAACGCGGGCGCGGCGGAGCUGGCCGACGAGCUCACGGCCAAGUUCGGCAGAAGCAGCCUCACCGUCUCGACGGCGGAGGAGCCCUGCUCGUCCGACUCCCGGGCUUCUCGCCGCCGCUCCAGCGUCCUUCGCCGCUCGGCGCCGCGCCGUGCCGGCGACGCGACGCACAUGCUGCUCUACCUCAACGAGCACACCUUCGUCAGCGACGAGCGGCUGGCCGAGCAGGUCAAGCAGGCCCGCGCAGACAGGCUGCCGAUCGUGCUGGUGCACGAGAAUGACCCGGCGCUCGGCGGCUGUCCGUUUGACUACUUUUUUCAGACCACGCCGCAGGAGCUCAUCGCCGGCCUCGACGGGCACGCCGGCCUGUACAAGGCGCUCGCCAUGUCCUUCUUCCCAGGAGCACAUCGCGAGGCGCGUCCCCCCUUGGCGCAGUCCCCGCCUCCCACAAUCUCCAGGUAA